AUAAUAAUGAUGUUCGGGAAGGAGACGAGUUUAGUAAAAAUAAUAAGGUUCAGAAAGAUCCGGAAUGUAACUCGUGGCCAAUUACAUGCCUAAUUACCCAACUGGAACUAAAACAUGAACCAAUAUUGGACCUUUUCGACUAUUAUUAUGAAAAUAAGAUCCAAAUCGGGAUUGAGUAUCAUAUGGGAGAUUUAGAACAAGAGCAAAGGGAAUGGAGGAUAGAAACGCUGCUUGGGAAUUUAGAAUCUGCACGACAACAGGCGCGCAUUAAUGUUUUGUUGCAUAAAACCUCGUUAGAAACUUCUCAUAGUUCAAAAAUGAAGCAAAAGUUCUCAGACCCCUAUUAUGUUCAUAACGUUUAUGGUAAUGGCGCCUACAAAUUGAGAACAAUAAAUCAAGAUAACGAUAAGCAAACAAUGAUCAAGAGAGUCCUUAAAAAACCAGUCAAAAUUCAUCUCAUGGAUUCUUUUCUGAUUACCUCUAAGUUCCUAAAAUAUGUUCUCCAGCUCCGGAAACAGAUUAAAAACACACCGAUAGAAGAGAUCAGAAUAAUUAACAAAAUGCUUUCUUUCUACGAUAAUAACGACAAUCCUGUACCCUUCCAUUAUACGCCAGCAAUAACCACAGAACCACUAGAGCAGGCCAAGAUCUCCUUAUACCUUAGUGAUUUAUGGUCAAUCGACACCUCUGAUCAGAUAUUUGAGGUGGUAUCAGAUGGAACUUGGGAAGGGCAAAUUACAUAUCUUAGGGAUAAGAUUCGUAACAGUCGACCUGGCAAGAAUGCUAUGUUCCAAUACUAUUAUCUUCUUGGGGAAAGACUUGAAGAACAUUCUUGGAGUACUAAGACUAGACAGGUUAUCUGUAAGGAAUUCACUGAAAAUACUCAUCG
This is a messenger RNA of Scutellospora calospora, 889 nucleotides long. The record is from the annotation of a GenBank genome assembly. NCBI's taxonomy places the organism in Eukaryota, Fungi, Glomeromycota, Glomeromycetes, Diversisporales, Gigasporaceae.